AUGGCGCACUCAAACAUUCAUAUGCCCUCUACGUGUCUGCCCGGAGACGGGCGAAGUGCGAUUUCAUCGCGGUGUCCGCCGUGCUUCCCCAAGCACUCUCCGGUCCCCGAUGGACUGAAACAGAAGCUUAACUUUCCAGGGCUUCUGUCUCAGGCGGCGGUAGGACCUUCACAGACAACAGCAGCGUUCGAUGUGUUCGCCUCAGGAGAGUUGGCUGCUCCAGGCAAUGGGUUGCCAGGUGUGCAGCCCGCCAGUCCGAGCCGGUGCACGACGACUGCAAGCGUUGCGCUUCUUCCCGCGUUCCCAGUGAAUAUGCCUCUUACCACCUGUGCAACGGCGCCCGGUGAUGCGUUGAAAACGCAGGCACAUCUUCACUCGACUGUCGAAGAUGAGGCGAUUCCUGCCAGUAUCAGGAGAGAGAUUCCACAGAUCGUGGUUCGCAGGGGGGACGCCCCGACGGACGCCCUCAUGAGGAUUCCAGCGAAUCAAUCCGCAGAGAGCUACUUCCGAGCAUCCAGAGAGUACUCUGACUUUGCUGGAGCUUCUGCCGUUCGUGAAGCUGCGAUGGCAAACUUUCCAAGGCCCCACGUCACCUCGGUUCCGGCUGCGACGAACCUUGCUCUCUUGACUCAGCAGCCAGAUUCGGCAGCCUCGUGCGCGUCUCCGCCUCUCCCUGGAGGACCCGCUGACGCCCCGACCGCUCCGAUGGGAGCCGAGAUCAGGGUCGGCGCGUCAACUGAGAGUCUGCAGCAGCUUCUGUCGAAGCAUCCUCAGCAAGCUCGACUUCUGGCGGCGGUGCUCCAGCGAGAUGGUCAGUCAGGGUCGGCACCAGGGGCGCUCUCGCGGCACCUUUGGGCGGUCGCCGCUGCAGCGGCUGUGCGGGCGUCCCCCGGUCUGGUUCAGCAGCAGUUGCGUCUCCGCUCUCAACUGCUCACCCGCAUGGCGCUCGAACGGUGUGCACAGGGAGAGGCGCCUCGAUGUGCUUCACCUGCUAGCAAGGAGACUCUGCCUGCGUCCAGAGUAGGAAAUGAAGGCUCGGUGAGAGUGGGCAGCGCCCCGCAGAAUUCGCAGGCGCUGCAGAAGCAGAAAGAGUGCCUCGCGCAGUCUGAGGCCCGACUUCAGCGACCCGAGAUCCUCGCUGUGCUCCACAACCGGUCUACCGCUACGUUCCGCUUCGUCCUGAGAGCUCUGGCCGUCCUCGCCGAGUGCUGCCCCCGUUGGGCAGCCACGGCGCCCGCGCCUGCGGCCGCUCCUCUGAAGUCUGCGCACAGAACGGGGGCCCAACUCGUGGGCGGGGAGGUGAUCCUAGACAGAGCCGCGGUCCCUGGCGACAGUUCUACGGGGCGCUGUGGAAGUCAAGUCUUCAGGGGACAGGGGGAAGCGGAGGCGAGCGGUGCAGCUCCUUCCUCGUACAGGUGGCACUGGCUCCACGUUGUGUCGUUCGCUGACAAGCCGGAGCUCCUGACGGUGUACUCGUCUAUACUCGCCCCGUUGGUCUCCUUCGCUUCCUGUUGUCUCCCCCAAGCCUAUCCAGCAGAUAACGCCGCGAGCUUGUCCGCGCGCACCAAAGAGCGACAGGCGCUCUGUGGCUCGAACAGCGCCCUCGUGCUGCUUCAGGUGUUGAGAGAACUGGAUGACCUCCGCUCUCUCCACGAUCCCCUCUUCCUGUCUUCUGGGAUCUACUCCCUGCAGCUUCUUGGGCAGCAGCCUCUGGGCGCAGUGCCUCACCUCGGCGUGUGUGGAGAAGGCUGUCGCGCAGCCAUGAGCGCGGAAGGCGUGUGUGGCCUCGGGCUCCUCCGGCAGAGUCCGCUGUUCCCUAGCUUUCUGGAAGCAGCAAAGGCCCUUCUGGCGUGGCCUGCGCCUGCCGUCGCGGCCGCCGCAGCCAGUCUCCCGCAGAGUAGUCUGCAGAUCAACAGGGAGCGAGCGACUGUAGAGCACUGUGACUCGGCGUCGUUCGUCUGCCGCGAGUGCCGCCAACGGACGGCAGCGGCUGCUUCCCAAGGUUCGGCCUCGAGCGCGAACGAUGCGGAGAAGGUCUCGCUGGUUGCAGCAGCGCGCGGCCUCGCCGAGUGUAUCCUCAAGCACGUCGACCUGAACGCCCUUGACGGAUCUGAGCUGCUUGCUCUUCUUCGUCUCUCUGAGCACCUCAAACCCUCCCUCGAAGCUGCGGUCGAAGAUCGCGCGCCUGUCGCAAAAGCGAAUUCUCUCGUGGCGCUGGCGAGCCGGGAGGGGGAGGCGGCAUUUGCGGUCGCGAACGGCGUUCAAAGUUGCAGCGUCUCGACAAAGACGGCGAUGGAGAGCCAGCAAGAUGACGCGUGCGAGGCCUUCGUCAGUCUGAACAAGCGGGGGGGCGAUGCGGACCGAACGCAAUCGCAGACGCACGACUCCCCGGAGGGCGUGCGCAACGGAAAAGGAGAAGCGAUUUCUCACGGAAAUGGUGACGGCUCGACGCAGGGGUCCCAAGAGAGUGUGUCAGAGUGGACAGUCUCUAGCAGGCGCCACAGCGAGAGCAGCACGGGAAGCGGCCAAACUGUCGGCGCGAUCAGUUCGACGGACACUGACUCAGCUGCUGAGUCUUGCCUGCAUUCUCAGGGCGUGGCUGGGUCGGAAUCUCCGCACGCGUCCGUAAUCUGUGGCAGCAGCGUCCAACCGCAGGAGCAGCCUCCCGCCCACACGCUUCUUUGCUUCUCACCUCUGUUCAGUUUCAAGGACAACGGCGCGGCGUCCUCUUCCGACCUCGCGUCCUGUUCGCCCUUUUCCACUGAGAAACUGGUCACACGCGCGGCUCCGCAGCCGCUGAGCGCUGUGGAGAAGCUGCUCGCAGGUCCCGAUAGCGUGGUGGAUCUCCAAGAGCCUCUCCCCGACAGUCCAGUGUCCUGUAGCCUCAGCAACCUUCUUUGCCCAGGCCCUGGCGCGGACGAUGGCUCUGCGCGCGCCAGCGCGACGGCUAAGGAGAGGGCAUGCGCCGCAGACGGCCCAGAGGCAGCGCCCGUGUAUGAAGGUCUGUACCCUUCCUCGUCUUUCGGCUACUCGUUCAGCCGCCUGUCCUCGCAGGAGCCCCCCGACUUCGCGGCGGCAGAGUUGGGCGUCGCAUCCGGUUUCGCCCCCGUUCCGCUCGAAGAGUCUGCGCUCUCCGGAGUCUGGGCAGUCCACGAGAGCGUCGGUCUUCGGGAUCUUCCGGUUCUCAGCGGUGGGCUCGCUGAAGGCGCUGGAGCCCAGGCCGCGGUCGGGGGUGUCCAGGCCGUCGGGAAGACCGGCUCGCGGCGCCGCAGCGCUCGGCGACAGGGCGCGACGCGCCACUCUGAAAAGCGACCGGAGAAAUUGGCUCGGAUGCCAGCAGCCCAGGGCGCCGCCCGCGCCCAUGACGCUCAGUCGAAGAAGAGAGACUACGGAGUUGCAUCGGGCGGAUCCUGCGACGAGUUCUUGGCUGCCACGUGUGGAGGCGCCGGCGUUCGGGGGAAGCGGGCGAAGACGCAGACGCCGGUUGCGGAAGUCGAGCAGCCCACAAGCCAGGCGUGGUCCGACGCUCCGGAAGCUUCCAGCAGCCUUCCAGAUCUCCUCAGUCGAGGAGGAAGCGCUAACUUGGUGAGCGCGAGCCCAGCGACUCAGGCCUGCCAAGACGAGAAGGCUUCAGGCCGCAAUGCAGCGGGUGCGGCAGGCGCACGUCGACCGGUGGGCGCGGGCGCUUCUCGCGGGCCUGUGGCGAGCACCAGCAGCAGCGUCCGGUCGGCGGUGAAGGGCAUCUACUUUGACAGUUACAAAAAGCUGUGGCGAGUUCAGUGGAACAGCAGCGGCAGCUCAGGCGGAGGCUCGGGAGGCGCCGGCCGGCGUGUGUCACGGUCCUUCAGCUGUGCCCGCCUCGGGUUCGAAGCGGCGAAGGCGCGCGCGAUUGCGUGGAUGCUUUCUGGAGGUCAUGUCGGAGACGGAGCGCUGUCGCCCAACGGCGGUGCCCGAGGGGGCAGCCCCGGGAGCUGCGCGGGGGCUGGAGGCGAUGGCGUCAGCGACGCCACGAGCGAUGGAGGCUCCGGCGCGAGUCAGGCGACACCCGAGCUGCUUGAGAGAGAAGAAAAGGAACGGCUUCUCUUCUCCGAUCCUCGGCUCUUUUUGGAGCGCAUCGAGGCAUUUUAUAUCAAGAACCGACUCUACGGUCUGCAGUGCAGCGGCAACAGUGCCUCCGCGUCCUCGCAAGCCGGUGCCGAGGACUCAUCGCAGGGAUCGGGCGAGUCUGGAGGCACCGGGCACCGCCGAGGAAACGGCGGAUCCGGCGGCCUCCGCAUCGUCUCGGUUCUCUCUCUCGAUGAUAUGCUGGCCAUUCUCAAAGGAACGAAGCGGGGCAUGGGCGACGACGCCAGCGAGCACGCCGAGACAGAAGCGGAAACGGAGGAAGAGGGAACUCGAGUCGGCGAGGAGAGUGAGUCGCUCUGCGAUGCAGGCGCGUGCGAAACGCCUCCGCGCCACGCGCCAUUCCCCCUUGGUGGCGGAUCCCAGGGUAACCAAACAGACUCUCAGCCGAGCAGGAAGAAGCAGAAACGCGGCAAAGCUGCGCCUGCAGCGGCUGGGGCAACUCGGUCGCUUGUCGCUUCGCCUGUGACUUCUCCGUUCGUCCCCGGGCUCUCCGAGGAAAUGGAAAAGCACCUUUUUCGUCUUCUCCCCUCGCUGGCCCCCGCGACCGCCAGGAUUGACGCAGGCCUGCAGGCUUGUCACCCCUUGGACGGAGACGUGGAGAGAACGCUCUCCAACGCGUUGGCCGCUGCGGCUGUCGGCCUUGAGGCAGCCGACAGCGUCGCCUCGCUCGGGGUCAUCCCCGAGGUGAAUGAUGCACAUAUGCAAGUUGUCCCUUCCCUUUCCGGCUAA
Messenger RNA from Besnoitia besnoiti, 4854 nucleotides. Its product is annotated as AP2 domain transcription factor AP2XII-2. The transcript has a single exon. The coding region runs from base 1 to 4854 and encodes 1617 amino acids. Lineage: Eukaryota; Apicomplexa; Conoidasida; Eucoccidiorida; Sarcocystidae. The record is from RefSeq and is a predicted model, not a curated record. Gene Ontology annotation, biological process: regulation of DNA-templated transcription. Gene Ontology annotation, molecular function: DNA-binding transcription factor activity.